AUGUCGGACCUUGAAACGUUAAGCGUUUUUCUCUCACAGUCAGUGCAGGCAGGUACGGCCAAAGCAGCGGAACAAAACUUGAAGCAAUUGGAAAAUCAAGAUGGAUUUGCAUUGACGCUUUUGCAUAUUACAGCUUCUACCAAUCAACCUAUUGCGACUAGAUUGGCUGGGGCUCUUUUUUUCAAGAACUUUAUUAAAAGGAAAUGGGUUGAUGAAAAUGGUGCGUAUUUGAUUUCUCGGAAUGAUGCGGAAGCUGUGAAGAGUGAAAUUAUACCUCUCAUGAUAAGUCUGCCUAAUAACCUUCAAAUACAGAUUGGUGAAGCGAUUUCAGCGAUUGCAGACUCUGACUUUCCACAGAGAUGGCAUACCUUGUUGGACGAUCUGAUUGGGAAACUGAGCGUGGACGACAUGGUAACCAAUAAAGGUGUGCUUACUGUGGCACAUUCAAUUUUCAAAAGAUGGAGACCGCUCUUCAGAUCGGACGAACUGUUUUUAGAAAUCAAAUUGGUCUUAGAAAAAUUUGCUGAGCCCUUUUUGGCUUUGUUGAAAUCUGUAGAUGAACAGAUUUCGGCCAACAGCGAUAAUCAGGCCAAACUUGAGCUUUUGUUUGAUGUUUUGCUAGUUCUCGUUAAACUCUAUUACGAUCUCAAUUGUCAAGAUAUUCCUGAGUUUUUCGAAGAUCAUUUACAAGCUGGAAUGGGAAUCAUGCACAAAUAUUUGUCCUACAGUAAUCCGCUUCUGGAAGACGCGGCUGAAGAUACCCAGCCCAGUAUUCUCACGAAAACGAAAGCCGCUAUUCAAGAGCUUGUACAACUCUAUACCACCAGAUAUGAGGACGUUUUCGGGCCCAUGAUAAACGAAUUCAUCCAAACUACCUGGCAUCUUCUCACAUCUCUCUCUAGCCAACCGAAGUAUGAUGUGCUUAUCUCCAAGUGCUUGUCAUUCAUGACUGCAGUUUCAAGGAUUCCGGCCUAUUUCGAAGCUUUCAACAAUGCAACCGCAAUGAGCAGCAUCAUCGAACAAAUAGUCCUACCUAAUGUUACGCUUCGAGAAAGUGAUGAAGAGCUGUUUGAGGACGAUCCCAUUGAAUACAUUAGAAGAGACCUCGAGGGCUCUGACUCAGAUACGAGGAGACGGGCUUGCACCGAUUUCUUGAAAGAGUUGAAGGAGAAGAAUGAAUCCCUGGUGACAAAUAUCGUUUUAAGUCAUAUCAAAAUCUUUUUUAAAAUGUAUGAGUCCGAUCCUGUCACUAAUUGGAAAUACAAAGAUCUUUGCAUAUAUUUGUUUUCGGCCCUUGCCAUAAAUGGAAAAUUGACGAAUGCUGGUGUGUCAUCGACAAACAUUUUAUUGGACGUCUCAGACUUUUUCACAAAGAAUAUCGUUCCUGAUCUCACAAACCCUGUUCCCCACCUCAUUCUAAGAGUUGAUGCUAUCAAAUACAUCAACGUUUUCAGGAAUCAGUUGAAUAAAGAGCAUUUGAUUCAAAUCUUGCCUUUAAUGGCCAGGUUUUUGCAAAGCGAUGAAUUCAUCGUCUACACGUACGCGUCAAUAACCCUUGAGAGAAUCCUGUCGAUGAGAGAAAGCAACGCUUCAUCUAACCCAGUCUUCAAAAAAUCUGAUUUAGCCGAUAGCUCUCACAUUCUGCUCACAAACUUGUUUCAGCUCAUUCACAAACAGGACUCUUCUCCAGAAAAACUAGCAGAAAAUGAAUUCUUGAUGAAAACCGUUUAUCGGGUACUUCUAACCUCAGAAGAUGUCACCACCCCUUAUGCUCAUGAGAUGCUUCAGCAGUUAUUGAAUAUCGUGGCCAUAAUUUCGAAAAAUCCAUCAAAUCCAAGAUUUUCUCACUACUGUUUUGAAUCAAUUGGUGUUCUUUUGAAAGUCAACCAUGACAACUUGAGCCCAUUUCUUGCUCUUAUGAUGCCAGCAUUUAUGGCUAUCCUGUCGGAUGAUGUUCAAGAGUUUAUUCCUUAUGCCAUCCAGCUCAUAGCGUAUUGUAUCGAGCAAUUGCCCCUAAAUUCAGCUUUGCCUGAAUCAGUCAUGCAAAUGUCGCAACCCAUUCUGUCGCCAGCUGUUUGGGAAAUGAAGGGUAAUGUACCCGCCGUAGCAAGGCUUCUGAAGGAUAUCAUCCGUGUUGAUAGCGGGGUGUACCCGGAUUUGGUGCCGGUACUCGGGGUUUUCCAGAGAUUAAUAGCCUCUAAAACCCAUGACGUUUAUGGGUUUGAGCUUUUGGAAUACGUUAUGACUUUCACACCGGUCGAGAAACUGCAACCUCAUUUGAAGCAAGUUGCCGUGCUAUUAUUACAGCGUCUUCAAAACUCCAGAACUGAGAAAUAUGUCAAGAAAUUUGUCGUCUUUAUUGCCAUUCUAGCCCAUAACCUGGGAUCUGACUUUGUUGUACAAUUUAUUGACGGCGUACAAGACGGUCUUUUCCCUCAAAUUUGGCAGGCUUUUGUCAUGUCGAGCCUGCCAACGAUUGGAAACUUGUUAGACAGAAAGAUAGCAUUAGUUGGCAUACUCAACAUCAUUUCAGGGGGCUCGAUUUUUACUUCCAAGUACCAUGAUCUCGUCGUCCCAUCGUUAGACGUACUUGUGAAAUGCACGGUAUCUGAGAGCGUCGUAAAUUUGAAGAACGAUUUUGUCGACCUUGAGAAUCUGGAGGAAAUUUCUACCUUCGGAUCCAGUUUCAGCAAAUUGGUCUCUAUAUCUGAUAGACGAUUCGACCCUGUACCUGACGUUGACGUUGCGCAGGGUGUCAAAGGAUAUGUUGCUGAAGCUUUGGCAAAAUUCAACCAAUCUUCGGGUAACGCAUUAGCCGCAAUGGCACCUCAUUUUUCAGAAGAAGGUAAAGCAGCAUUGCAUGCUUUAGGAUUUAACUAG
Lachancea mirantina is the source of this 2880-nucleotide messenger RNA. The record is from the annotation of a GenBank genome assembly. Lineage: Eukaryota; Fungi; Ascomycota; Saccharomycetes; Saccharomycetales; Saccharomycetaceae.